AUAGGUUUCUGCGACACAAAUCUACGAGGGGUCGGUUAUCCCAGCGUCACCGAAUCGGAUGCGUGUCAAUGUCACACCGAUACACUCUAGCACCAUAGUCCUUUGUACCAAAACUCACUCCUUGGUUCGUCACAGGUCUCGCAUGGAGCUUCUCAGGGUUUCUUUCGCAAUGCAAGCGCUGUAGUGCAUGUGGUUACUAGGAAUCGAUAAGUUUGACAGAUCGUGCGUAUCCGUAACUCCAGGAUGAGAAAAUCUCAGGUGGCAGCCACUGUGGUUGCUGCGUUGAGCUCGCUGCUGUGGGCAACGCUUGUGGGAGCACUCUUGGAGAACUCCCACAAGUGUCGUGCGAACUCAGUUGCGAUAGCUGCAUUGCAAUCAGACGCGAAUGUGACUGUGCAUCGCAAAGGAGAUAUCGGAUAUAUCUUCCUCAGCCAAACUGCUGUCAUUCCGCCGUUCCUUGGAGGCCCCAAUGUGACCAGAGGAGUGGUGAUCAUGCCGGAGAAGCAUGUUGCUCCUGAAGCCUACGCGCCUCUAGCUCGCGAAUUGGCGUUGCGGGGGAUCUACGCAGUAAUAAUGAAGAAGGCCCGUGCGGAGCGGGUAUUGCGAGCUAUGAUGCUUAUGCCGCUUUUGGAACACUGGAUUCUGGCUGGACACGGGGAGGAACCCGGAGCUUUGGCAGCCCAGCUUGCACGCACGCUGCACCCCAAAGUGAUGGGCGUGGUUCUGCUAGCAACGCCCAUGCCACUAGACGUGGAUAUGUCUGACCUCAACAUCAUCGUGGUGUCGUUGUAUGGGAGAGAGGACAAUGUGGUCACGCCGGAGACAGUAGAGGAAUCUUUCUCUCGCAUGCCAGGAGACAGUGGAGUUACCUUGUUCCCGAAUCUGGGCCAUUACGACUUUGCGAUGAGUGAUUGUGUGGGUAACAAUGUAACACAACGUGUGAAGCGGGGGUUAGGUCAGUCAGAUGAUUACUUCAACAACAUAGUCUCGAAAGUUUACAGUGCCGUUGUACUUUCUAGAUGGCCGGUCGCUAGUGAGAAAGCUUUGUCGUUUUCAGACAAUGAGAAACUGAAGCCAGGGCACAACGACUCGAAAUUGUACCCUGGAGAUAUUCGAGUUCAAUGUACCGAGGUUCCAAUCCCCAAUACCGGGCCACAGAGGUCGUGGUGGGUGUUUACCCCUACUGAAAUCAAAGGGGGCCUCGUUUAUUACCCAGGCGGAUCUGUGGACGCCCGUGCUUACUUCCCGUUAGCUUUUGAAAUCGCUGCUCGAGGCCACCUGGUGGUAAUUGUCGAGAUGCCACUGCGCUCCGCGAGUUACGGUUACCAGGAUGCGAACACUGUGAUAAGUUCCAAACACCCCUCACUUUCUGGCGUUCCCGAAGGAAUGUGGGCAGUUGGAGGCCAUUCAGCAGGCGGAUACGCUGCCACUCAAUACGUCGGACAGUUCAGCGAUAGGAUAUAUGCUGCCGUCCUGCACGCAGGAGGAUGGGCUGUGAACCUGACAGAGAACCCGCUCCCCAUGGCUAACAUCUACGGCACUCUCGACGAUCUGACUCCAGGAGGUUACGAUCGAUAUCGGUACCGCUACACCGACCCACCUCCGAAGGGGGUUGGUCCUCUCGUGAACCUAGAAACCACCAGAUUCAUCCCGGUCAUAGGCGCGAAUCAUUACCAGACAGGAGACUACGGCUACCAGCCCCCAGACCAGAUCCCCAUCAUCAGCAUGGAGCAGCAAGUCGUGGAAUUCGCCGCCAUGACAGUUUCGUUUCUGGACGAUGCUGCGGCCGGUUGGCCAUUCCCGGCGCCGGCACCGGCAUCGCCCAGUCCCACUCCGGAACCGGCACCGGUAUCACCCAGCCCCACUCCGGAACCGGCACCGGUAUCACCCAGCCCCACUCCGGAACCGGCACCGGUAUCACCUAGCCCCACUCAGAAACCGGCCCCGGCGUCGCCUAGUCCCACACCGGCACCCACGCCGGUACCACCCAGCCUCACCCCGGCACCCGCACCGGCACCGACGUGGCGAAUCCGUGGGGAAACAGGAUAUGCAUUCUAAAUCUAAACCUUAUUUGGAUUUAGCGGAGAAUUGGAGAUGACCAUGUGAUGGUAGAUUGCCCCGUUUGGAAACCAGGAGUAUAAGGAGAAUGGGAUGGGAAAUUUUAUCUCCUAAAAUCUCCAUUUUUCUUCACACAGACUGGAUGUACUUCUGUGACAGUCUCAACUUAAAAGUCAAUAAAUAAAUAAAUAAUCAAGGAUGUAGAGGUUACCAUUUUUUUGGAUUUUGAUAGAGGUUUUAAAAAUUUUGGUUUUCAGUUCUGUGUUUACGUCAGCUUACUUGAAUUUUUAGGUACGCAUUUUAUGCUUUCUAAUUGUGAAAAGAAAACCACAUUAUUGUGUUUUUAAAAAAUAUGAACAAUGUGUUUGUCAUAUAUUUAAGUUUUA
Physcomitrium patens is the source of this 2444-nucleotide messenger RNA. RefSeq lists its product as uncharacterized. The record is from RefSeq and is a predicted model, not a curated record. Lineage: Eukaryota; Viridiplantae; Streptophyta; Bryopsida; Funariales; Funariaceae. Gene Ontology annotation, molecular function: hydrolase activity.